Molecule: messenger RNA, 2750 nt
Organism: Aureobasidium subglaciale EXF-2481
Lineage: Eukaryota; Fungi; Ascomycota; Dothideomycetes; Dothideales; Saccotheciaceae
Exons: 1
Coding region: 266-2530 (754 amino acids)
Biological process (GO): transcription by RNA polymerase III
Cellular component (GO): transcription factor TFIIIC complex
Molecular function (GO): protein binding
Source: RefSeq, a predicted model, not a curated record
GAUUAGUUGAGGGCUGCGACCUUUAUGUCAACAUGAGAAACAUCCUGGAGGUCAAGACUGCAUAGACCUACUUAGAUUGUGCUUGUUGACAUAAUAGUCACAGCUAGAAGAUGCUCGGCUGUGCUGAUUAAGGAAGCCCAACUGCUCAGUUUGGCGAUUCACCAGAUCAGUUUAUUCACCUGCGACGAUAAUCGAAAACAUCACAUCAACACAGAAGUCUAGGUCUCAGAGUCAACAGUAUCAGCAAACAUCUCCUACAUGAAAAAUGGACGCGCCCAGUCGCAAGUCUGGUCGCAGAAGGCAACCUAGCAAAAAAUACACAGUCGACGCUUUCGAAGGACUAGACAUUGGCGAUGGACUUCCUUUGCCUGUUGAGACACCCGAUGACGACGAAGACGAUGAUUUUCACGUACAUCCAAACGCAUCGCCUGAGCCACCCGAAGACGACCUUUCAGUCGAUGGUGCUGCCGAAGAAGAUGACUACGAUCAGACCCAUCACGACAUUGUUUCAGAUGGAGAAUCAAUUGUCGGUGGCUCAGAGGCCGAUGCCCCAACCUUCACUCGCGGCUUCAAGAGAGUCAAGGUAGAUGAGAUUGCAAAAAUGAAAGGAGAUCCUAGAUUCAACCCCCGUGGUCUGCUUGAGCCUGCCGCGCGUGGUUCAAAAGAGCUUCAAAGACUGUUCUUCUUUGGCCCUGCGAAAGAUGAUCAGAUGCCCGCUCUAAAGGCCCAUUAUAGAUGGGGUGCUGAGUUGACCAUACCGAGCCACUAUGCCAACGCUGGCGGUUUCGGUGGGUUCGAGACCAGUUACUUUCAUGGCGACAGCGACAUGAAGGUAGAGGCCGAAGACGGCUGGGACUGGUACGAGGACAAAGGUGGCAAAGAGACAUUCAACUCGCGUCAGAGAUCAAGCGUGUUGCCUUCUCACAAGGCUCGACCUUAUGUAUCGCCUGCUGCAUUCGAAAGCUGCAAGGUCCUUAUGGGUCCAUACAAACGCCAGGCCCCUUUUGAGAUUAAGUUGCAUAAGAGCCUCGACUUGAACUGUCCCUGGAUACCAAGACCACCGUCUGUCAAUGUCCCAGCACCCACCCAAGAUCUAAAGUCUUACAGAAACGGAUGGAUGCUCAAUCUGGGUGAGAAGGUUCAGCACAUUGAAUGGGUUCCCAACAUCCAAGGUCCGAGACAGUUUCUCACUGCUACGACCUCGCCGUUGAUUGGCUCAACAUCAGAAGAGCAAGAGUUCAACGCACCUUAUGCACCGGCCUUCACUCCACGUCCUCCAACCAAAUCAUCAAUACAGAUCUGGGAGCUUCAAGCUACUUCUUCGGGACGCAUUGACACAAAGUAUGCUCCGGUUCUUCGAAAGGUCAUCUGCUCCGAAUGGGGAGACGUCAAAACAUUCAGUUGGUGUCCUAUGUCCCGGGAGAAGGCGCCCGCAUCAUCUGGACGAAUGAAUCUCGGAUUACUGGCUGGAAUAUGGGCUGAUGGUGCUUUGAGAGUGUUGGAUAUCUUCGUGGGAGCCGGAGAUGCGGCGGAAACAGAAUACAAGCUACUUGAAACGGCUGCGUUUACGACGCAGCCGCCUAACACAAUAUGCACCUGCUUGACUUGGUUAAGCUCGUCCAGUAUAAUUGCUGGCUGUGCUAAUGGAUGCGUUGGGGUCUGGAACAUACCCUCCUCUCUGGCCACCGACACAGCAAACGAACAACGUGCUCCAAAUGCAGAGCCUGUCGUCUACUGUCCCAUCUCAACGACCUAUCUACUCAAUAUCACAACCUGCUAUCCAUCACGUCCGAACAUAUUGAUCACAUCGUCUAUGUCAGGCCAUAUUCAGAUGACAGAUGUGAUGGAGAUAACAUCAAAAGCGACAAUGACUCCCACAGCAACAGUUAGAGCCAGUCGCUCUCGUGUUGGAAGGUCAGUGCUCGUCUGGCACGAGUUUGCCCAGGUAGUCCUCACGGCUGAUGACAACUUUACCCUUGUCGCUUACCCGAUUCGACGCUUCUUCCGUCAGAUUUCUUUUACGCGUUACAAGAGCUCCGUGGCGUGUCUUGCUCAUAGUCCAGUCCAUCCUUUCGUAAUGGCUGGAUGCGUCGGUGGCGAAGCCAUUAGUAACAACCCUCUACGCCGCGCCUACGAAAAUAAAGUACCCAUCUGGAAUCAGACCUGGUUUACCCACGAAUGGAGGCAGUCGAUCGCAGAAACUUCUACAGUCGUCGGCGCACCAGAUGGCGAUGAAGUCAUGCGCGAUACAUCGGCGGGGCCCGUCAUGCAAGAGACGACGAAAGAGGAAUCGAGACCCGCUUCGCAAGAGAUCAGCCGAGUGUUGGAAGGAUUCAAGUGUAAAGAGAUCAAACUCUUCAACACUGAAGAUGCAUUCACUCAUCGCGAGAACGGAGCUGUGUAUUCGACCGUUUAUGAUCUAAAAACCUCAAUCAACUCAAUGGCCUGGAAUCCAAAUCUUCAUGUCGGUGGAUGGAUUGCUGCAGGCAUGGCAAACGGCCUGGUCAGAGUGGAGGACAUUGCAUCAUGAAGAGGCUGCAAGAUGAAUGGCGUAAUUUCUCCCAUCAAAAAUACCCCUGUACAAAUAGUUCAAUACCAUUGCUGUAUUCAUACCAACAAGAGCACCCAUUCAUAUCGGUAUCUUGUGUGCCACGCUCCUCCAAUAGUCGCAUCGCUGAGCUAACAAUGUGAUCGACACGUCAGAAAAGCCAUCUUGAGAGACUAGAAAUUGCUCUUCUGACUCUAUCUCC